This is a messenger RNA of Selaginella moellendorffii, 1232 nucleotides long. Its product is annotated as GDSL esterase/lipase At3g26430. The transcript is spliced from 5 exons. NCBI's taxonomy places the organism in Eukaryota, Viridiplantae, Streptophyta, Lycopodiopsida, Selaginellales, Selaginellaceae. Gene Ontology annotation, molecular function: hydrolase activity, acting on ester bonds. The coding region runs from base 1 to 1134 and encodes 377 amino acids. The record is from RefSeq and is a predicted model, not a curated record.
AUGGAAUUCCAUGCGAGUUUUCUCGUGCUGCUGGCGGCGGGGAGUGGAAUCUUUGGGGGAUUCUUGGGCGCAUCUUCGGCCUGUGUGUUUCCUGCCAUUUUCAACUUUGGAGAUUCCACCUCCGAUACCGGAGGAAUCCAGACGGCAUUCCCGACUUUCAGCCAAUCCGAGUUCCCACCCUAUGGCAUGACGUUUCCCGGGAGGCCAUUCCUGAGAUACAGCGAUGGCCGCCUUGGAAUCGAUUUCAUAACUGAAGCUCUAGGAAUUCCAUAUCUAAGUUCCUUCUUCCAAGCGGUGGGAUCCAACUUCACCACUGGCGUCAACUUCGCCACGGCUGGAGCGACGUCCCAAGCCGUGACUUACAUCAGCCCUUUCUCGCUGAACGUCCAGCUCAACCAGUUUCGAGAGUUCAAGCAAAAAGUCCUUGUAACAGGGAACUCUCUCAACGCUCUUCCCGCCAGGGAUGCCUUCUCUCGAGCGCUCUACAUCGUCGACAUUGGCGGGAACGACUUUAGCUAUGGAUACAACCGAAACAUGAACUUCGACCAGCUCAAAGCAUACAUUUUCCGGGCAGUGGAUGGAAUCAUCGCGCUUGUCAAGGGCGUGUAUGCCGAGGGAGGACGAACAUUCCUAGUCUCGGACGUUGGGCCCCAGGGCUGCAUCCCAUACUUCCUCACAAACUUCCCAAAUCUCCGGGUGAGCUACGAUCAAGCUGGGUGCGCUAUCGAAUUCAACCAAGUCACGCAGCACUACAAUGGCUUGCUCAAGCAGGCUUUGAGCAGCCUCCGUAGCCAGCUCCCAGGCAGCACUAUAAUCUACACGAACACUUAUGACAUCAAAUAUUCGCUUACCCUCAAGGCUGCGAGCAAUGGAUUCCAGUUUGCCACCAAGGCCUGCUGUGGGAUUGGAGGGAACUACAAUUACAAUUUUGCGGUGCAAUGUGGGGAGAGCAAAGUGAUGGCUGGGAAGACGGUGGCGUCAACGACUUGUAAGAAUCCAUCUGCGUUUCUCAAUUGGGAUGGAGUUCACUACACCGAAGCAGCAAACCGGAUCAUCACGAGGCAAAUCUUGAGUGGGAGCUUCUUCGAGCCCAGUUUCCCCUUGGGUAUGCUGUGCACACUCAAGAACAUCUAAUCAUCUGUUUGGAUUCAUAAACUUUGACGAACAUCGAUCACUACAACCAUUGUUCUUUUGGAUCCAAUCCAGCAUCUAUCAAGCACUAUAGGUUGGAA